UCAUUUAACCUGCAAAAAUGAGAUGACACAUACAUUUUGUUGUGUUCUUGUUUAGAACUGAGAAAAAAUAAACUAAAAUAUAAAACUAAGAGAAAGAUAAACUAUGUAAAUAAAAUGUUUUAGUCUUGUUUUGAUAUAUAGAGAACCAAAAAAUGGUAGGAGAAGCAAAAAAGUGUAAAGCUGGAUGGGCUUGUUCUGGAGAAGAUAUAUGCAAAGAAAAAUGCAUGGCUAAAUACAAUGGUGUUGGCACUGUUACUUAUUUUUCUUUCCCUCCGGAAACUAUUACUAUAUUGUGCGAUUGCGUGUAUGAUUGCUAAUCUUUCUAUCCAAAACUAAUUUUGUUUAAUCCGUUAAAUCUUAUGAUAAAAGAAUAAAUGAAUCCUCUCAGCUUUCUUUCA
Messenger RNA from Arabidopsis lyrata subsp. lyrata, 398 nucleotides. RefSeq names its product putative defensin-like protein 187. NCBI's taxonomy places the organism in Eukaryota, Viridiplantae, Streptophyta, Magnoliopsida, Brassicales, Brassicaceae. The record is from RefSeq and is a predicted model, not a curated record. The transcript has a single exon. Bases 153 to 317 code for a protein of 54 amino acids.